This is a messenger RNA of Calliphora vicina (urban bluebottle blowfly), 3097 nucleotides long. RefSeq names its product Poly(A) specific ribonuclease subunit PAN3 (gene PAN3). Gene Ontology annotation, biological process: mRNA processing; nuclear-transcribed mRNA poly(A) tail shortening. NCBI's taxonomy places the organism in Eukaryota, Metazoa, Arthropoda, Insecta, Diptera, Calliphoridae. The record is from RefSeq and is a predicted model, not a curated record. Gene Ontology annotation, cellular component: P-body; PAN complex. Gene Ontology annotation, molecular function: poly(A) binding. Bases 760 to 2901 code for a protein of 713 amino acids. The transcript has 13 exons.
AUGGUUGAGAAGAAGAGUAUGUAAAAGAAAAGUAAUAAUAAUAAUAAACAAAACCACAACUCAACAUACAUACAGACAUAUUACAUACAUAUAUAUAAAAAUAAAUAAUUAAAGAAACAAAACAUAGAAGAAAAUAAAAGAAAGAAACCCAGUGACUGAGUGAGAGAGUUUAUAUAUAUUGAGCAAACUAUAACUAACGAAACGGUGUUUCAACAUCACCAACGAACGACACCAACAUAAUAGCAACAGCAGCUACAGGCAACAAUUAUUGUCGCCAUUGCCAUAUGUACGGUGAUCAAUUCAUCCUCCCUCCAACAUUCUACAACCAUUCAUUCGUUUAAUCAAUUAGCAAUUAACUCUCACACAUGGUUUAUUUUUAAAGUUUUCAUUUUUAUUAUUUUAAUUAUUUUUUAUCUUGUAUGAUGAGGUUUGAGCAUUUUCCAUAACACUUGAAGAGCUGAUGAAGUAGUGAGUGUGCAAUGCAACCUUAAACUCUCGAUCCGAAUUGAAUCUUUAUAAAACAACAACCUCUACAAUUACGAUCAUCAUUAUCAUCAAUCAAUACAUGCAAUACAACUCGUUACUGAAGCAACAACUAAUACAUAAAAUUAUCAUCAUUAUCCGUAUUUCAUCAUCAUCAUCAUUACUGUCAUUAUUAAGAAUUUCAAAUAAGAAAAAAAAUUAUCAAAGAAAACCGUAAUAAAAACAAUAUACUCUGAAUAAUCAUUUGGCCAUCUCUCAAGUGUGUUGCUUGAAAAAAUGUCAACGUUCUUAAAUAAUUUCUUCCCAGCAGAUACGGCUGCUAUGGAUCCAAUUUUUUAUUCCCCAUCAAAUGGCAUACCUUCUGAAAGUAAACUCGCAACAUAUAUGGUAACACCACAAUCGCCCGAAUUCAUUCCAACACGUAUCAAUUCAUCGCCCAACUUCUAUUCGCCAUAUCAUACUCCAAUGUUAAAUGGUGUAGCGGCCGGUAGUAACGUUAAUGGUAUAACGCCCACAAGUACAGCAGCUAAAUCGGUAAAUGGUACACCCUCUAUGUUGGGUCUACAAAAAGCAACAGCCGCUGCCGUGGCACAACAAAAACAAUUACAACAGCAGCAAAAACACAGCCUCGUCAACGGUGGCACAAAACAAAUCGGUCAACCGAGUGCCCAACAAGGAUACGUAGGCAUGACAACGACACCAUUGAAAGGUGGACGCAAUAGUUUGCUGCGCAACGAAUCACCCUCUAGUAUAGGGGAAAAAUCACCGCCACGCAUGACACCGCACGCAUCCCCCAUACCCACCACAUUACCAGCCAAUGUUCAUCAGGAAAAUGUUGGCGGUACUAUAUAUUUUUAUCCAACUGCCAAUCAUACGACCAGCCAGAAUAGCAACACCGUCGGCGUGCCCAGCGGCGUUGUGGAUCCAACGUCCGCCCAUCAUGGCGGGCCGCCGGUUGUGGGCGUUGGCAUGCCGCCCUUAACGCCCGUCCAGCCAUCGCUCAUGUAUACGGGUCAUGUGUAUCCCGGUCCUGCCUCCAACGUUAUAACAAUGCAACCGAAAACACAAUUGGAAUCGGCAUUCUUUCUACCCGACGAAAUGCGAGCCGAAAUAUUGUCGCGCAAUGUGAUCUCGAAUUUAAUGUUAGAUGCCAGCGAAGCAGCACAACAUGCCCUACCCAUGGAAAUUGAUAAUUAUCAUACGUUAUAUCCGCUGGAAGCGUUGCCCGUUCAACCGUUGCACGCCAAGUUAACGCUGCCCUCUUCCACCUACAAAGCAACACAUAGUUCAACUGGUAUCAAAUAUUGUCUGAGAAGGUUACAUGGUUUCCGUUUGCAAUCGACAAAAUGUAUGUCAGUCGUGGAAAUGUGGAAAAAAUUGCAACAUUCAAAUGUGGUACAAUUACGUGAAGUCUUCACAACAAAAGCAUUUGGUGAUAAUUCAUUAGUAUUAGUUUACGACUAUCAUCCAAACUCACAUACAUUAUUAACGAAAUAUUUUACACCAACGCCAGAUAGCAAUGGCUAUAAUGAUCCAUUCCAGGGCGAGGCACGCCCCUUCAGUCAUAAGAGCAAUUUACAACGUUCAAGCAAUGGUCCUCUAUUAUCAGAGGCAACAAUUUGGUCAAUAAUUAUGCAAUUAACAGCUGGUUUACGUGCAAUUCAUCAAGCUGGCUUAGCCUGCAGAGUUUUAGAUCCAACAAAAAUAAUUGUGACUGGUAAACGAGUACGUUUUAGUUUUUGUGGCACAAGUGAUAUCGCACAGUUUGAUCCAAAUGCUACAAAUCCUUUAGCUGUUGUCAGCAUGCACCAGCAGGAGGAUUUAACUGCUUUGGGUCGUUUAGUAUUAGCAUUGGCUUGCAGAUGUUUACAGUCGGUACAGCGUGAUAAUGUACAAUCAAGCAUUGAAAUGGUCUCACGUCAUUACUCCUCCGAUUUGAGAAAUUUUAUUGUUUACUUAUUUACAACGACACAAAGACGUUCGGUGACUGAUUUGAUGCCAAUGAUUGGUGCACGCUUUUAUACACAAUUGGAUGCCUUGCAAGCACAAUGUGAUAUGCAAGAAGAUGAACUUGCUAAGGAAAUGGAAAAUGGACGUCUCUAUAGAAUAUUGGUGAAAUUGAAUUGUAUUAACGAGAGGCCAGACUUCAAUUUGGAUUGUACUUGGUCUGAAAUAGGUGAUAGAUACAUGUUAAAAUUAUUCCGUGAUUAUUUAUUUCAUUCCGUCACUGAGGAUGGUCGACCAUGGUUGGAUCACGCACAUAUUGUACAAUGUUUAAAUAAAUUAGAUGCUGGCUCAUUAGAAAGAGUUCAACUAAUGUCUCGCGAUGAGCAAUCGGUUCUUAUUGUUACUUAUGUUGAGCUCAAGAAUUGCCUGGAAAAAGCAUUUUCCGAAUUGAUGGCCAAUGCUGCCACAUAAUAAUAGACUAUCAUUUUAAUCACUUCUCUCUCUCCUACUUUUCUACACAUCAAGAACAACUACAACAAUUACCCUUCCCCAACGAAAAUGUUACCAUUCUGAAACAAAAAUCCAAAUUAUUUAGAAAACAAAAGGAUAACAAACAAACAAAAUAAUUAAUUAAGGUAAAAAAGUUUUAUUUAAAAAAAAAAACAAA